AUGGCUGUAGCAGGUCCAAUGCCAAGCAUUGUAGGCGCUCUGUCGUGCCAGAAGGACUCUUAUCUCCAAGCCCUCGAGACCGAAGUUGUUUCCUGCAAUGAGUAUACUCCGCCAAAAACACCCCAACAAAGCGGUAAAUCAAAAACCAAGAAAUCUACAGACCCAGAAAAGGGUCUUUCGGACAUAGCAUCCAAGACAUGGCUUAUUGAAUUCGCGGAUUCUGUCAUCUUUCCUGAAGGUGGAGGACAGCCAACAGAUCAUGGAUUCAUCACUGCUCUGGAUAACGAAUCGAAUGAACCAAUACCAGUCACAAACAUUCAACGCCAUGGCCUCCGCUGCGUGCAUUUCUCUCCCAAACCACUCGAGCCAGGAACGCCAGUCCGCCAAACCAUCAACUUCACACGCAGAUGGGAUCACAUGCAGCAACACACGGGUCAGCAUCUCCUCUCGGCUAUCAUGGAUGGCAUGGAUCUUCCAACCUUAGGUUGGAGCAUGGGAGUCGCCGGGGAGAUGAACUAUGUGGAGUUGCCUCGGAAGCCCACUGACGACGAACUUCAAAGCAUCCAAUCGAAAUGCAACGAGAUGAUUCGCGAGAACCUGCCCAUCACAGUAGAAACCCCCGAGGGCAAAGGCUCAUCGAGCUUACCAGAAGACUACGAUAAGGAAAAAGGCGUAGUACGCUUCAUCAAGAUCGGAGACAUGGACUACAACGCGUGCUGCGGCACUCAUCUGAAGCAAACAAGUCACGUCGCUCUCAUCCUCUUGCACCAUACGCAGUCCAUUCGAGGCACGAACUGCCGCCUCUUCUUCACAGCAGGUGACCGCGCUAUCAAGCUCGCUGCUGAGUCCAUCAACGGCCUGCGUACCAUCGCUGUCUCACUUUCAUCGAGUGCUACGCCUGCAGAUGUAGCUUCCAACGUCAAUCGACUCACUGAUCAAGUCUCCGACGCGCGCAGGAAAGAGAAGAAGAUGCUUGCUGAAAUUGCGAAAUUCGAGUCGGAGCGAUUAACAACGUAUUUGGAAACUCACGAUAGUGCGUUUUCAUACCGAGCAACGGAUGGUCUGGAUUUCAUAAACUCGGUUGUGUCUGAAAUCAGAGAAGUUGCGAAGGAACGUGUCGUGGUGUUGUGCUCAGGCGAAGUGAAGACAUCAGGCUCGAUUGUGAUCUUUGGUAAACCAGAACUGGUAGAGCGCAUGGCAGUCAAGGUAAAGGAGGUUGUGAGUACAGCGAAAGGCGGGGGCAAAGGAGAGAAGUGGCAGGGCAAGGUUACGGAGUGGAAGAAAGGCGAGGUGGAACAAUUGAAGAAGGCUAAGAACUAA
Messenger RNA from Dothidotthia symphoricarpi CBS 119687, 1320 nucleotides. RefSeq names its product ThrRS/AlaRS common domain-containing protein. The transcript is spliced from 2 exons. Gene Ontology annotation, molecular function: ATP binding; Ser-tRNA(Ala) deacylase activity; aminoacyl-tRNA ligase activity. The record is from RefSeq and is a predicted model, not a curated record. Gene Ontology annotation, biological process: regulation of translational fidelity; tRNA aminoacylation. The coding region runs from base 1 to 1320 and encodes 439 amino acids. Lineage: Eukaryota; Fungi; Ascomycota; Dothideomycetes; Pleosporales; Dothidotthiaceae.